Lotus japonicus is the source of this 909-nucleotide messenger RNA. Its product is annotated as B3 domain-containing protein REM8-like. The transcript is spliced from 6 exons. Bases 1 to 909 code for a protein of 302 amino acids. Lineage: Eukaryota; Viridiplantae; Streptophyta; Magnoliopsida; Fabales; Fabaceae. The record is from RefSeq and is a predicted model, not a curated record. Gene Ontology annotation, molecular function: DNA binding.
AUGACUUGCAACAUGCGAGAUAAGCACCCUGCAAUGUUUUUCUUUAAGAUUAUCACAACAACAAGUAUUGAAGCUGGAAAGCUGAAGCUUCCAAAUGGUUUUACCAGGGAACAUGGUGGUGAUGUGUCAAACCCAGUGUUUCUCAAGCCUCCAGAUGACAAAGAACGGAAGAUACAUUGGAAUAAACAUGAAGAUGGGAAUUUGGGUGGUUCCCUUGAAUGCCUAAAAAGGAUGGAGUUAACUUCUAAAAUUACUAAAGCUGCAAACAAAGCCAGAACCAUCACAUCUAGAAACCCUCUUUCAAAAAAUAUAUCUUCACUAUAUCUUCUAACUUGUCAUGAAAUCCAGUUAGUUCCACCAGAAUUUGCAAGAAUUCAUUUGAAGAACAAGCAAAGGGAUAUGAUCCUUUAUGUCAUCGAUGGGAGGACCUGGCAUGUUAAAUAUCUUCUUCGAAGAGGGACAAUUAGUGCUGGAUGGAAGAAAUUUGCAUCAGACAAUAACUUGAAAGUUGGGGAUGUUUGUGUUUUUGAAUUGACCAAAAACAACCUCUUUCUUUCAAAGUAUCAAUCUUUCCACCUGGGGGAGAAUCACAUCAACCUCAUUCCCCUCCACCACAAGUCCCCUAUCAUAAUCAUAGAUGCAGAAAAUGAAACUACGUACUAUUACUCGGAGAGGUUAAAUCUCAAACAGCAAUACUGUAGGAAGGCAACUCAGAAAAGAGCUAAUGAAUUCACCCCAGAAAACCCCUAUUUCACAGUCAAAAUAAAGCCAAAUAACUGGAGGGAUUACAGACAGGUAAGGUUUAUUAAGCAACAAAUUAAAGAGGUGCUGAAAGAAGAGAAUGAGAAGGGAUCCUCUCUCAUGUCACAUACUAUUAAUAUUGUCACAUUCAAUUCUGUGUCGAUCUAA